Molecule: messenger RNA, 5066 nt
Organism: Oppia nitens
Lineage: Eukaryota; Metazoa; Arthropoda; Arachnida; Sarcoptiformes; Oppiidae
Product: CD109 antigen-like
Exons: 11
Coding region: 402-4943 (1513 amino acids)
Cellular component (GO): extracellular region
Molecular function (GO): endopeptidase inhibitor activity
Source: RefSeq, a predicted model, not a curated record
UGAAUAGUGUUGUCAUUUCAAAGUGUAAUUAAUUUCAAUUGCUUUUAACUUAUGUAUUAGCAAUACUUACUUUAGUUAUAUGUGUCAGUAUGUAAAUACUGUCUGCCAACUGACCAAUUGAUUAUAAUGUUUAUAUAAAAUGAGUGGUAAAUUAAUUUUUUAAAUGUAUAAUUUAUUUUUAUUAUAGAUUUCAUAAAAAUAUUCUUUGAUUUAUUGGACAUAAAUUAAAAUUGAUAGUUUUGUUACAACAAUUUGUUCAACAACUUUAAAUAUACCGGGAAGCGAUUUAAACAGUGAAAAAAAAUUUGCCUAUCAUUUUGAUAGUCAACUAAAUUUUAUGUAAAGUGAAAAAACUUAUGUAAAAACAUAUUUUAUAUGUGAAAAAUAUAUAUUAUGUGAUUAUGUUUUGCAAACAUUUAAAGCACUUUUCGCUAAUUUUUGUCAAACUUUUGAUAUUUGCAUUCAUCACAAGUCAUGUCAGUGAGGCGGCCACCUCAACCUAUACAGUUGUAGCGCCAAUUAAAUUGAGGCCAAAUGCCGAUUAUCACGUAAGUGUGUCAAUCUAUGACUCGCCCGCACCGGUCGAAGUGGACGUUACUGUGAGCGGUCCAUCUGAAGGCGGUCUAUUCAAUAGCGCCAGUAAGACUGUUGUUGUCAAUCCAUCGGAAACACGUAUAUUAAAUCUGGAAAUCGGCGAGUGGUCUAAAGGCAACUAUAAAUUAAUUGUCACCGGAAGGGGUGGUUUCCAGUUCAAGAAUGAAACAAAUCUCGAAUACCAACAGAAAAGUAUAUCGGUUUUUAUCCAAACAGAUAAGGCUAUCUAUAAACCGGGACAAUUGGUCCAAUUCAGAGCUGUUGUAGUUAAUCCCUUAUUGAGACCUACAGUCACCGGAUCUAUUGAUAUUUAUAUAAAGGAUGCAAAAGGAAACCGAAUUAAACAAUGGGAGAGAGUGUUCACAUCAAGAGGUGUUGUGUCUCAAGAGCUUCAACUGUCGGAUCAGCCAAUACUCGGUGAUUGGAGUAUAUUUGUCGAAAUAUUUGGUCAAAAAUUUGAAAAAUCGUUUACUGUAGCAGAAUAUGUGUUACCAACAUUUGAUGUCGAGGUCUUACUGCCCCCAUAUGCUACUUAUAAUCGGUCCGAUGUCGUGGCCACUGUUAAGGCUAUCUAUACGUAUGGAAAACCAGUUAAAGGAGAAGUGACUUUAACAGUACAGCCAAGAGUCAGAUAUAAUAUUUUGUCUGUGAGACCAUUAGAACAGUUCCAGACUAAGACAACCAUCGAUGGAAGUGUUGACAUACCCGUCAAUAUUGUUAGAGAUUUAAAUCUAAAGACAGAUUUCUUUGAGCGGGAAAUAGAGUUUUUUGCACUCGUGGAGGAAGGUUUGACGGGAAGAAAAUAUAAUAAGUCUAAUACUGUCAAAAUUCAUGAUAAAGAGGUUAAAGUGGAACUCAUAAAGACAUCCAAAACAUUUAAACCGGGACUCAAAUAUACGGCAUUUUUGAAAGUGGCCUUUCAGGAUGACAAACCUGUUGAUGAAAAUGGUCCUCCACUUAGACUUAGAUACGGCUUCUCAUACAAUGAUGAAGAGUGGAACAACACAUUAUUAUUAACUCCUGUUAAUGGAAUUAUUAAUCUUGAAAUAUAUCCGCCAAAAAAUAAGGAUAUCUUAGUUAUGGGUCUCAGAGCUGAAUAUAGAGGACAAACAUAUUAUUUUGAAAGCAUAGAGAGCGCACAGUCGCCUUCAAAUAAUUUUAUUCAAAUUAUUAAAGUUGACAAAAAUGAUGCCAAAGUUGGAGAAGAGAUCAGAUUUAUGGUUAACUCUACUGAACCUCUUAAUAGAAUUGUUUAUGAAGUUAUGGGAAGAGGAGAUAUAGUAUUAGCCCGAAGUAUUGAUGUACCCAACAGUCCUUUCUUUGAGUUCAGUUUAAUGGCCACUCAAAGAAUGGCACCAAAUGCUCGUAUAGUUUGCUAUUAUGUCCGCAAAGAUAAUCAAGAAGUGGUGGCCGACGCUCUAAACUUUGAUGUCGACGGAGUGUUUCAAACCCAAGUGACAAUUAAUACAAAUGUCAAACAAACAAAACCGGGUGCUAUGGUUAAUGUGAGGGUCGAUACCAAACCUAAUGCAUACGUUGGUGUCCUCGGUAUUGAUCAGAGCGUAUUGUUACUGAAAUCGGGUAAUGAUAUAACACAACAGGAUGUGAUCAAUGAGUUGCAAACAUAUGACACGGGAAAGACAUCUAACAGACAUUUCGCGCGAUGGUAUCGUAACAAGCGGUCACUUUGGUGGCCGGGAUCUUCAACUACAGGGGAGAUAUUCGACGACUCGGGUGUUGUCAUACUAUCCAAUGGACUCGUCCACAGGACUCUACAAUUACGAAACGGAAAAAGAUUGUUUUACGGAGCAAAUAGAGAAGGAGUCAUUGUUAUGAAUGCUCCCCGUCCUCAGGUGUCGACCACUGAUAAUAUAAGACUCGAUGACUUUAUUCUUGAGGAAAGACUACAACCGCCAGACUUUCAUUUGUAUAAAAAGCCAAAAACUCGAAUAGUUUUACGAAAAGAGUUUCCCGAAACAUGGCUUUGGACUAAUCAAACAGCCGGUUCCGAUGGAAGUGCUAUAAUCACGAGUGCAAUCCCAGACACCAUAACCUCUUGGUUUAUAAGUGCCUUUGCAAUGGAUCACGUGACAGGUUUGGGUAUUGCAUCCAACAGUGCAAAGGUUACCGUUUUUCGACCGUUUUUCGUAAAGUUGUCUCUUCCUUAUUCAAUCAUAAGAGGCGAAUCCAUAGCACUUCAGGCCAUAGUUUUUAAUUAUUUUAAUAAACCAAUUGAAGCAGAAGUCGUAAUGGAUAAUCGUAACGACGACUUUAUCUUUACAAAUGCUGCAAAUGAUAUCAAUUUUGCUGAACCUAACAGUCAGUUACAGCGCAAGAAAUAUGUAUCGAUUGGAGCCAAUGAUGGAGUGGCCGUCACUUUCUUGAUAACACCAAAAAAGACCGGUUAUAUUGAUAUCAAAGUGACGGCUACGGCACCUAAUGCUGGAGAUUCCAUAUUAAGAAAAUUGUUGGUCAAACCUGAAGGUCAAACACAAUACUUUAAUAAAGCAAUUCUUGUGGAACUCAAAGAUCCAAACAGAUCUCCUCAAGAAGUCAAAAGAAAUAUAUCGAUUGCGAUCCCAAACAAUGCAGUUCCUGAUUCUCAAAGAGUAAGUAUCUCAGGAAUUGGAGAUAUUUUAGGUCCGACUGUCAAUAAUUUAGACGAUUUGCUUCGUAUGCCAUACGGUUGUGGCGAACAAAAUAUGCUUAAUUUUGUUCCCAAUAUUGUUGUAUUGGAUUACUUGAGUCGAGCCAAUCGUUUGACUCCAGCCAUCAAAUCUAAAGCCAUCUCUAAUAUAGAAAGCGGUUAUCAAAGGGAACUGACUUACAGACGAGAUGACGGUUCGUUCAGUGCAUUUGGAAACAGUGACAGAAGUGGCAGCACGUGGUUGACUGCAUUUGUCAUCAAAUCAUUCAUUCAGGCAAAACCUUUGGUAGAUAUCGACCAGAAAGUGAUCGACAAAUCAAUCGAAUGGUUAUUAAAUAGACAGAAAUCUGACGGCAGUUUCAGUGAACCGGGAGAAGUACACUAUAAGCCAAUGCAAGGCGGAGGUAGCACUGGAUCGGCUCAGUUGGCCGCUUAUGUAUUGAUUGCUAUACUUCAGGAUAAAAAUUCUAAAAGAGAAAGAAAGGUUGAAAUAUCAAAAACUGAGAGUUUUAUAUGGAAUGAGAUGACAACCUCACGAAAUCCAUACAAUUUAGCGAUCAUUACUUAUGCCUUACAUUUAGCUGACAGUCCAUACCGUGAAAGUGCAUUCAAUCGUUUGAUAGGUUUCGCCAAAAAGAGUACAGACUAUAUGUGGUGGGAGGAGGACAGGGAGGAAGCAACAAAUCAAACGGACAAACAAUCGGCACAUUUUUUCUAUCCGAGAUCUAAUGAUAUUGAGAUGACAUCCUAUGCAUUGUUGACUUUAGUGGCCAGAAGUGACUUAGAAAAUGCCGUUCCAGUGCUUCGUUGGCUUAUUUCCAAACAAAACUCAAACGGCGGCUUCUCUUCAACUCAGGACACAGUUAUCGGCAUUCAAGCGUUGGGAGGAUUAGCACAAAGGAUAUCAACGACAACCGUCUCAUUGAAUGUUGAUUUCAAUUAUAAAGCCGACGACAGAAGGGACACAAAAAAUAUGCGAAUCGAUAGCAAUAAUGCCAUUAUUUUACAGCGCAUUGAACUUCCCGUUUCAACCAAAUAUGUUGAGGUCGAAGCUACGGGAUUUGGUGCGGCCAUUGUUCAGAUCUCAUGGCAAUACAAUUUAGCCGUUUCUGCUGAACAACCAGCAUUCUUCUUGAAUCCAAUUAUCGAUAAGACAUCGACUGAUAAUUACCUGCAAUUAAGUGUUUGCACUCAUUACAAAGAGGGAAACACUACUAAUAUGGCAGUCAUGGAAGUGGAACUGCCCUCAGGAUAUGUAGCCGAUGUUGAAGCUCUGCCAAGUAUUACACGGGAUAAGCAUAUCAAGAGAAUAGACACAUCCAAUGGUGACACUAAUGUCAUCAUCUAUUUUGAUAGAAUAUCAAGAGAUGAGAUAUGUUUGACAGUUCCGGCCCAUAGAACACAUAGAGUGGCCAACAAUAAGCCGGUGCCGGUCACUGUCUAUGACUAUUAUAACAGACAGGAAACAUCUCGUAUUUUAUAUGAGCCUAAACUCGUAACCUUUUGUGACUUAUGUCGGACAACAAGUGAUGAGCCGUCGUGUCAAAGAUGUUCACAAACCGAUGAUAUCGACAAUAAUGAGAUAACGGACGGAGAAAGUGGCAAAUAUAGGUCAUCGGCCACAACAAUGACGAGUGGGUGGCUGUCGUUGUCGUUGUUGUUGUUAGUGAUAGUUAACCCAAUUAAGCACUACUUGUACUAAAUCUGGUCAAUAAUGGCUUUUCUGUCAAUAUUGUAAUCUAUCAUUGAUUUUAAUCAUACAUUUUUUAAUCUCAUUUAAUUCAUUGUAUCAUAAUUUUGAUAAUUUUUAAUAAAUUAUAUUUAU